Messenger RNA from Naumovozyma castellii, 714 nucleotides. It is a transcript of the gene VPS28, whose product is annotated as ESCRT-I subunit protein VPS28. The coding region runs from base 1 to 714 and encodes 237 amino acids. The transcript has a single exon. NCBI's taxonomy places the organism in Eukaryota, Fungi, Ascomycota, Saccharomycetes, Saccharomycetales, Saccharomycetaceae. The record is from RefSeq and is a predicted model, not a curated record.
AUGUCAGCAAGGGCACCCAUAAACCAUUUCGGCACCACGAACAGCACACGACCAUUUCCACCACAACUGUACCAGGAACUCCCGCUUUUCCCUCCAGAAACCACAACAUCGAAGGACAAGGAAACCAUUGACUCCCUCUCAGAAAUCUACUCAAUCAUCAUCGCUUUGGACCACGUUGAGAAAGCUUACUUGAGAGAUUCCAUCACUGACUCACAAUAUACUGCCACUGUGAACAAAUUGCUGGCUCAAUACAACACAUAUUUGAACAAUGAGAACGUGAGGGCGCAAUUCCAUGAUUUGAAACAUUUUAGGGAAAGGUUUAAUAUCGUGGCAUCCAAUGCCAUUACUAGACUGGAAAGAGGCAUACCUGUCACUGUGGAGCAUGCAAUUGAUAACGAACAGGGCCAGAAUCAAGGUGAGAAUAAGUUUAAUGGGAAGAAUGUGGCGGAGGCCACGGGGAAUUUCAUUACUGUGAUGGAUGCUUUGAAACUGAAUUAUAAGGCUAAAGAUCAAUUACAUCCAUUGUUGGCGGAACUAUUGUUGAGUGUUAAUAGAGUGACGAAUGUGAAUUUUGAACAUAGGGCCAAAUUGGUAGAGUGGAUCGUCAAGAUAAAUAAAAUGCAAGUGGAUCAAUUGUUGACUGAUAAUGAGGUGAGAGAAUUAUUGUUUGAUUUAGAUUUGGCAUAUAAAAGUUUUUACGCCCUAUUGGGUUAG